Prunus armeniaca (apricot) is the source of this 978-nucleotide messenger RNA. The record is from the annotation of a GenBank genome assembly. NCBI's taxonomy places the organism in Eukaryota, Viridiplantae, Streptophyta, Magnoliopsida, Rosales, Rosaceae.
AUGGAGGCCACUGACCCCCAAGGAGGUCCGCAACUGAAACUUUUCUCGGGAUGUGAUAUUUUCCAAGGAAAGUGGGUUUAUGAUGCAUCAUAUCCUCUCUAUAAUGCAGCAAAAUGCUCCUUCAUAGAGAAGGAAUUCGAUUGCCUAAAGAAUGGUCGUCCAGACAAAUACUAUCUUAAAUAUCGAUGGCAGCCCACUGGUUGCAGCUUAACAAGGUUCAACGGUCAAGAUUUCUUGCAAAGAUUUAGAGGAAAGAGCAUCAUGUUUGUUGGGGACUCACUGAGCUUGAAUCAAUGGCAGUCACUCACUUGUAUGCUUCAUACAGCCAACCCACAAACCCCAUAUAAACUGUUCAGGAUAGGAGGGCUAUCCACAUUCAUAUUCCCUCAACAAAAGCUGGGCGAGUUCUUAAACUUGACUCUAUUGAAAGUGGGGAAAAUAUGGAAGGGAAUUGACUUCUUGAUCUUCAACACAUGGCAUUGGUGGCUUCAUAUUGGAAGGAAGCAACCUUGGGAUCUAAUUCAAGAAGGAAACCGCCUGUAUAAAGACAUGGAUCGGUUGGUUGCGUAUAAGAAGGGGCUCAACACUUGGGCUAGAUGGAUUGACACCAAUUUGGACCCCAAAAAAACAAGAGUCUUCUUCCAGGGUGUUUCCCCAGAUCAUAAUAAUGGAGGUGAUUUUGGGGAGCCAACUGCAAAACAUUGCGAGGGACAAAUGCGACCAGCGGUUGGGCAUCAGUAUCCAGCAGGUUCACAUCCAGCAGAGCUUGUAGUAGAAAGAGUGCUGCAUUCUAUGUCAAAGCCAGCUUAUUUGCUCAACGUCACAACCCUUUCACAACUAAGAAAGGAUGGCCAUCCGUCUGUGUAUGGUCACGGCGGUCACAGGGACAUGGACUGCAGCCACUGGUGUCUGGCCGGUGUUCCUGAUACUUGGAAUCAACUUCUAUAUGCAGCUCUCAUACAAAGAAAAACCAACUAA